UUCUUUUAUAAAAUUGCACGUUCUCUCUCUCUCUCUCUCUCUCUCUCUCUCAUAUCAAAUUUUAAAGCCUUAGUUUUCUUGUGGCCCCUACUUUCAGAUUCUAAUAAUAUUAUGAAUAUGGGGUAGGUUUUGCUCUUUUUGAUCUCCCUUCUUUGGUCUUCUAUUUCAGUUAUAAAACAACUACUCUCUUUAGAAAAACCCUCUCUCUAGUUUUCUCUUUCUUCAUCAUAUAUUUUCUUCUUCCUUCUUAAUUUGAUAUGGAGAAAUAUAAUAGCAACUCAUCUUCUAUGACCAAACCAAUUAAUUCCUCUCCUAAUUCAGAAUAUUACAGUGAAGAGAGUGGUUGGACAGCUUAUUUUCAAGAUUUCUCCAACAACAACAACAACAAUAAUAAUAUUGAUCAUAAAAAUGAUGAUGAUGAUGAAGAAGGGAGUUUGAUCUCAUAUGGCUCUUCCUUGGUCUCUGAUGCUGCUUCUUAUGCUGCAUGGAAAAUCUCCAACCAAAGAGAUCAUCACAAUCUUCAAUUCCCAGCAGGGACCAACCCGUCCAUCGCUGCCGGAGGAUCCCGGCCGCCGCCCAAGAAGCUGACUUUUAAGAGAACAAGAACCAAAGUAAUUUCUUCAGAUGAUUCUUUAGAAGAUACUGCUAGUUCCCCAGUCAAUAGUCCCAAGGUUGGUGAUCUGAAACGGGCGAUUGAUAUGAAAAACAAACACGCGGGUGAUCAUUUUCUUGAGAACAAUUCUCUGGGUAAAAGAGGUGGUACGUUAGAGUACUAUUCAGAAAUGCAGGGAUCAGAAGAAAGGAGUGUAGUGGAUUUCAAUGAACCAAUUAAUGAGUGUAUAGACUUAAAGAAAAGAGGGUUAUGUUUGGUUCCCAUGUCCAUGUUAGUGAAUUAUCUUGGUUAAUUGAUUUUUGUUUAUAUAUAUAUAUAUUAAUUAACUCCAAUAUGUAGAAUAUACUUCUGUUUGUGUUCCAUACAGUACACGCGCCUUUCCUUACGACAAUGUACAAAUUAAACAUAAAUUAAGGAGUUAUCUUCCUUUUCCUGUUAAUAUGUUCCAAUUAAUUUUGUUUGUAAUAUGUUUCAUUCUCAUCAAUUAUAAUUUAAUGUAAAUUAAUUAA
Molecule: messenger RNA, 1122 nt
Organism: Cannabis sativa
Lineage: Eukaryota; Viridiplantae; Streptophyta; Magnoliopsida; Rosales; Cannabaceae
Product: vascular-related unknown protein 1
Exons: 3
Coding region: 258-905 (215 amino acids)
Biological process (GO): xylem development
Source: RefSeq, a predicted model, not a curated record